UAAUAAAAUGCACGCGUUUCAAUAUUUCUAAGUAACAUAUAACAAUAUUAAUACAUUAACUCUUUCGAUCGGUAUAUGUUUAAACAUAUCAAUGGAUUAAGUAGAUUGCCUAACGAUCUGCAUCAGAUCUUAAUGAUAAUAUAAUAUUUCUGUUAAUUUAAAUUUCUUUAGCUCACUUAAACUGCGCGCCGACAGGUUUCGUCAGACUUAUAACACAGUUACUAAGCUAAAUAUCGAUGUAUGAGAGCAUCUUAAAAUCCCCUCCCUCCCUUCCCCAAAAAACUGUAAACGACGUGAUAAUAUAUUUGUAAGUGUUAAUUUUACCGAAGAAAUGUGCCUUUAUUUCCAAAUUACGUCACGUUACAUUUUCGAAUCAACGUUUUACAUAACAUUACGUUCUAACGUUCUAUUCAUAUUAUCCAUCAUCCAUAAUAUUAAUUAAUUCAUUAUAUUGACACGAGAAUUUGAAUGGGCCGAGAGUUUGAAACAUGUGACAUACGUUAAGUUUAACACAAAUCUUUUCCCCGACUGUGUACUAUUGUGUUUUUUUUACGCGCGUAACGUAAAAAGCAAUUUUUUAAUUUAGAAACGGAAACAAUCGAAUCGCGGAUUGUCGGAGUUCUCGAAUCGAGACGAGAAUUUGUGAAAGUAAUCGCGGAGACAAUGUCCGACAGUCCGUCCGCGGCGAGUCAUUAUCCACGGUGGUCAGUUUUGCGUGGGUGGAUCCUGUUCGUUUCUCGCGCGCGGAGCUUCUCAUUAUCAUGGUGUGAUGUAUUCCAGGGUGUUGCACGGCUUUGACACGUAAACAUUGGCAAACGUGCCGCGCUCGAACGUGAAAGUGGCCGGCUGGCUGCUGCCGACGAUGAUGGAAUGCACGAGCGACCGCCGAGCGCUCCAACAUCCACGUUGACCUACGUAUCCUAGGUAACAAUUACGUGCGCUUUUUUUUUUUUACUGUGAGGUAAUGGUUCGCUAGGACCCUGAUUGAUUUAACGACGACGACGGCGAAAGUCGUGAUAUUAAGAAACUGUAAGCGACGGAAAAAUUUAGAGGAGUGCUAGUUAGGCAGAUUUGAAUUCGGGAUCCCUGGUUCCACAAGCCAGUUCUCCCACCACACUGCUCCAACUACUCUUAUCUCUAUUCCAUCUGAUUAGACUGAUUAGAACCUUACGACUCUUUUAUUAAUCGACGAGAUUCUUUCGACUCCAAAUUCGUCUUACAAAACGAACCGGAAGAAAAAAAAAUUAGACUGGCGGACGAGUAAAUUGGAUGUCGCGUAUCGCGGUGGCGUUAACGACACGCGCCCGCGGAAUUUAACGUAACGAACGCACAAAGGGCACUUUCCAAUCGCUCAGGUUGACCUAAUUCAAAAGCGGGCUAUUCCCCGCGCGGGCACAUCCGCUUUCUCUUCUCGUCACGUUGACGAAAUUUGACGCGCCGCCCCGUCGCCGUCGUCGCCCGACCCGCCGGUGCGAGGAUGGAAAGGAGUUCGCGCGCUCGUGCCGUGGGUACCGAUAACGAGGUCGGAUAACGCUCGCAAUCGGGAACAACGUAACGCAAGCUCGAGGGGGGAAAAAAAAAAGGACGACGACGAUGACCUCCAUUAACGUACCGCCCGUUCGACACGUCCCGAAUAACGUAACAGACGCUCUUCGCCGAACCGUCGCCGGUCGAUUUCUUACGUGAACACGACGAAUGUGAAAGCGACCUUGAAACGUGCGGAUCAUCCGUCGCACGCGCGCGUAUAAUACAUAUUUUAAGGCGAGCCGGUUGGGCGCGAUUGGGUUUCGAUUCGAUAAUGAUGCCAGAAGAAAGACCGGGAUCGCUGUGGCCCGCAGGAAGUUCCCACGUCGAGGUCCGUCGACGGCGAGAGCGCAGCUGAUCGUCGAGCAUGCGGCGAUGGUCACCGGCCUUGGACGAGCCUGCGUCCGAUCGGUGGCGGUGGUGGUGGUGGUGGUGGUGCGGUAGCGUGUGCCGAAUGUGCCACCGAGUGCUGCCGUCGGGGGAUGCGUCCGAGUGCCGGCGGUGUGGCGAGGCGAGCGGCGGCGGUCCCGCGCGAUCCCAGGAGUCGAAUAGAUCCCGAGGGCGCGGAGGCGACGGAGGAGGCCGACAGGCACGUCCACGCCGCGUCACCAACGAUCGAGCCUGUGUACGAGUCCGAAUGGGUAAGGUCGGACUUGGCGGACUUUGAGAUCUCGAAAUUCGUGGGCGGCAUCGCGGCCAGCAAGUCGACGACCUCGCGCAACAAUCCACGAAGAUGCUACAGAACGUCGACCAGUUCCGGUUACUCGAGCCACUCGCCGCCGUUGUCGGCCGGCUCGUACUCCUAUUACGCGCCAGCCUCGACGAGGGAUGGUGGCCCGUACGGUGGUCCGUAUGGUGGCCUGGCGGUGAUCCACGAGAGCGAGACGAUACCACGGCCCAUUUGGCCGUCUAUCAUCUAUCGAUCCGUCGACGAUCACAGCGGCGAUUACGAAGGUGUUUAUACGUGUCGCGUAUGCGGUUGCAUGUAUAACUAUUUGUCACCACCACCACCGCUGCUGCCGCCACCAUUACCGCCACCGCCACCGCUACCGCCGCCGCCGGCGACGACGACAUCGUCACCGUCGAGAGCGCGCGAGGUGCUGCUCGAGUUAUCCCGUACUCUCAAGUCUGUGAUAGAUGGCGACGUUACAGUGGCACCAGAGGAUAUUCUGCGCGAUAUCUCGCGUAUCGUUUCUCUGGAGGUCGGCGCGAGGAACGACAACGUGUACGAGUACGUUUGCCCUACGUCCUGGACCGACAAGAAUCCGUCGAUAUGGCCUACGAGCUGCGAGCUGAAGAACUUGCCAUCGAGAGCGAAUCCAAUCAGUUCGAAAAACUACGUCGGUUCCCCUCGCUGUCUCUACAACGGAUACAACCCGGCGCCAUCGCUCGGGAACGACAGGACGACGAGACGCGAACGCGACAGCGAGAAAAGAAACAUCGGUCUCGCGAGGAAGAAGUCUCGCGAAACCGAGUACUCGACGCAGCUAAAAUGCAGCGACGUUGGGUCGUCCAUCGAAGGCACGAUCGUCCCGUUGAACGCGAGCGACUGGAACGACCGCCUGGCCGUCCGAGGCCUGGGAGAUUUUGAUUUCACUCUCGACGUGACGCAGGCCGAGCGUUUAGGCCGGGCGAUCGCGAGAGCGAAACGGAAGCGGCAAUGGUGCAGAGGCCUGACCACUUUUCUUGGUCUAAUUUUCUUCCUGUUGAGCGUCGUCGUCGUCUCGUUAUCCGUAACGAGGGGUCGCAAAGUGUUCGGAAGCAUGUAAGAGUCAGAAGCCGAGGAACUCAUUCGCGAUGUCUAAAGUUCCGGUACGAGAACUUCCUCGUAAAAUUGAAGGAACUGAUCGGUCGAUAUUUGAAACACUCUAAAUGCUUCGACAGUUCUCACUGCAAACAUUUUGCGACGCAGAUACUCUUGUAAUAUAUCUCUUUCUACCUUAUAAUAUAUCACAGGUAUAUGUCUAAUGUGUGUAAAUUUAAGCAUAGAAUCUGAGGGAGAUGCUGCAAUCACGAUAUAUGGCUGUGACCAUGUUCUUUUGCAUGCGUGUUGUUAAAUGACGCGUCACAAUCAUGUUAAAUAUGAAUGAAUUAGAUUUAUCGCAGAGGAAGGCGCGAAUAACGUUAUCAAUCCAUUGAUCGCGCGGCAAAA
Molecule: messenger RNA, 3676 nt
Organism: Monomorium pharaonis (pharaoh ant)
Lineage: Eukaryota; Metazoa; Arthropoda; Insecta; Hymenoptera; Formicidae
Exons: 4
Coding region: 2007-3293 (428 amino acids)
Source: RefSeq, a predicted model, not a curated record